GCCGUCGCCAGGAGGACACACAGGGACACCUUGAGACUCGUUGCCAUGGCUGCCGCUGACGCCUGGCAAGGGGAAGACGGACGGUGAAACAACAGUGGAAACAGAAUGAGGGUUCGACGAGAACUCUGCGGUGUUGUGCUUUUGUUAACCAGCUUAUGCCGAGCCAGCGAUUUUCCUCACUCAAAGCAACUACAGUGGGACGGCCGAAAGGGCGCCAGCCAGGACCCCCUCUUCCCCGCGUCCUACGAGGCCGCGUCGGAGAGGGACGCCCGCAAGCUGGUCUUCAUUAACAACAAGGCGUACGACCUGUCCGAGGAGGAGCAGAGACGGAUGAGGGACUUGCACCUCAGGAAGGGUUACAUCCCCGUGGCGGACUUACCUGCGGGCGACGACGAGCGAGCGGAGAGCUACUCAAGGCCGGUCAAGGCCUCUCGUUUCGUGGCCGACCCCGACAAGAAGAAACUGAUCGUUCCCGUGGGCGAGGAGGAGCUCGAGCAGCUGAAGCAGGAGGCGACGACGAUGCAGGCGAGCGCCGCCGACCGCGUCGUCACCGAGAGCCCCGUGGAGGCGUCCACGGUCCUCUACGAGUACACGCAGACAUCCGUCCUCUCGUACAUCUGGAGGGAGUUCCUGAACAUCGGCGACCUGCUCGGGCGCGAGGUGGUAGACAACAUGACCAACACGCUGUGGUACUUGUGGCAGUCCGUGGUGAAGUUCGUUCAGUCGCGGGGCAGGAGGUCGCUGCCAGGGCCUGACCUCUGACCCCCGGGGAUCAGCUCCGGCUUUCGGGAUCUCUCGCUGGCAGUCUUGUGCUUGCCUCUGGCAUUCGUGCAGCCGAUGCUUGCCGCCUGGCGCUCCAGGCACCGGCUGCUCUCAGCGCACCCAGAAGCAUCCUCUCUCCCAGGCCUCGUGUACAAAUUUAUGAUAUGUAAUAUCGCUUACCUUAGAGAAGGGCAUUUAUAACAAUAAACUGUAAGCUUU
Molecule: messenger RNA, 981 nt
Organism: Penaeus chinensis
Lineage: Eukaryota; Metazoa; Arthropoda; Malacostraca; Decapoda; Penaeidae
Exons: 2
Coding region: 106-762 (218 amino acids)
Source: RefSeq, a predicted model, not a curated record